This is a messenger RNA of Schizophyllum commune H4-8, 1526 nucleotides long. RefSeq lists its product as uncharacterized. The record is from RefSeq and is a predicted model, not a curated record. The coding region runs from base 82 to 1350 and encodes 422 amino acids. The transcript is spliced from 11 exons. NCBI's taxonomy places the organism in Eukaryota, Fungi, Basidiomycota, Agaricomycetes, Agaricales, Schizophyllaceae.
GAACCCGGCCCCGUUGCUACUCGCAUACGACCUCCACUAGCGCAUGCGCUUGGUGUCAUUCGUAGUACACUCGUCAACACCAUGGACAACCUCGUUGAUGAACACCCCGAGCUAGCGCUCGAGAUGGUAAAAUUGCUUGGAAACGAGCUGAAGUCAGUAAAGACCCAGCUACGCGAAUUGCAGAGCCAGCGUGCCACAUCCGCGUUGUCCUCAAACAGCGCCGACGCCGGGCCUACUUCCGUGGAAAAUGCCGAAUUACGAAGACGUCUUCGUGAGCUACAGGCAGAGAACGAGCGGCUAGCCGAGUCGCAAGGCAUUGUAAAGCAGGAGGCUUAUGAUGAAAACGAUCUGCUACAGCAGAAGGCAGUGAUCAUAGACCGCCAGUCGGAGGACUUGACCAGAGCAUAUAGGGACAUACAGAAGCUGAAGAAAGAGAACGAACAGUUGAAGGAGAAUGUAGCGUCCUUACAAGCCGCUAUUGAUGCGACCAAGGACCGUCGCGCCAAUGUCGAAAAAGUCACUGCCAGUGUGCGCCGUCAAGCAGAAGAGCUCCAGGCAGAGCUUAUAUCCCUGAGCGAACGGGAAAGGGCCCUUGCCACCGAGAUACAGGCCUCAAAAAAGCCGUACACCCCCGCAAAAUUCCUCGAGCAAAGCCGACGUCCCUCGAACAGCAGACAGCCUGCUGCCGCCAGUCUCAAGGCAUACCGACAGUACAUGGGGUCAUUCCGUUUGGGCAAGGUAUACAGAGACUUAUGCCGGCACGAAGUCGCGGCUUUCAGCGCCCACGAGGUCCUCUGGCCGACGAGUCCCGCCGACGGACUCAGCCGCGCCGUCGUGAUCUACCCAACGCACGAGGGCCGCAUGCCCAUUACCAGUGCGAGCAGCGUUUACACUUGGACGACGCAACCCGCGUCCGUCGGACAGGCCUUCGAACUCUUUUAUCAAGGCGAUCAGGGUUGGUGGCUAUACACAGGCGUCUUUGAGUGCCGUGCGGUCGUAAAGACGACUUUGCCCGCACUUGCACUCGGCCAGGAGAAAUCGACCACCGCCAAGCUCGCGGACGCAGUGGUGGAGCGCGCGCUGGACAAGAACCUCGUGCCGCCCAUACUCUUCAACAACAUGAAGAAGAUGCUGAAGGAGGGGAUGCUGCAGGUGUGCUGCGUGGAGCUGGAGUGCGUCGGGUUCAAUCGGGCGCUGUACGCCUCAUUGCUGUCUGAGGCGGGAGGGUCGGCGUCCUCGGUUAGCUCUCGUGAGCCGGUGGGAGGGCGCAAACGAGAUCAGAGGAAUGGCGAGCCGUCAUAUCGCCGACGAGAGGAGAAGAGGCGUCGAACGGACAAUGAGCAGCACUAGGGUAUCCUCUGCUGGACGAGACUGCUGUCCUAUCAUCGUUAACCCUGCGUAUUUUCUUGUAGCGGCAGCUGGUCAGCCUGCCGCCCCCUACGAUUCGAAAGGAAACACGCGCAGCGUACAUGGCUCAGUGUGACGAAUAAUCGUGUAAUCCUCUGAAUCACAUAUAACGUUCGAGC